UUUCUCCGCAGUCGUUCGCAGCAGCGGCCGAAAAUCGGUCGGAAAAUUCUGAAGGUGAAGGAAACAGUGUCGAAGCAACGAAAUAACAAACGUCGCGCGAACGGAUUUAUUUACAAUUCGCCGAGAGUGUCGUGGUCGUGGUCGUGGUCGUGGUCGUGGCAAUGAUCCUGGAAGCGGAGCACCCGCAGCAGCGCGUCGCGAACGCCUGCCAGUCGGUGCGCCAGUCGCAGCUCCGCUGGCGGAUCUCGCACCUGUCCGCGGUGGCCGGGAGGAGGUUCUCGCGGGCCUCUUGCUGCGGGCGCCCCGUCAGCCGCAACCACUUCUUCAAGCACAGCCGCGCCUUCCUCUGGUUCCUGCUCUGCAACCUGCUGGUGGGCGCGGACCCCGCCCACUCGCAGCUGCUCAUCAACGUCCAGAACCAGGGCGGCGAGGUGAUCCAGGAGAGCAUUACCUCCAACAUUGGCGAGGACCUGAUAACGCUGGAGUUCCAGAAGACGGACGGCACGCUCAUCACCCAGGUCAUCGACUUUCGCAAUGAGGUUCAAAUCCUCAAGGCCCUGGUCCUGGGCGAGGAGGAGCGUGGCCAGAGCCAGUACCAGGUCAUGUGCUUCGCCACAAAGUUCAACAAGGGCGACUUCAUCUCCUCGGCUGCGAUGGCCAAGCUGCGCCAGAAGAAUCCGCACACCAUUCGCACCCCCGAGGAGGACAAGGGCCGGGAGACCUUCACCAUGAGCAGCUGGGUGCAGCUGAACCGCUCCCUGCCCAUCACACGGCACCUGCAGGGCCUCUGCGCCGAGGCCAUGGACGCCACCUACGUCCGGGAUGUGGACCUCAAGGCCUGGGCGGAGCUGCCAGGCUCCUCUAUCUCCAGCCUGGAGGCGGCCACCGAGAAGUUCCCGGACACGCUCUCGACGCGCUGCAACGAGGUGAGCAGCCUGUGGGCGCCCUGCCUGUGCAACCUGGAGACCUGCAUCGGCUGGUAUCCCUGCGGACUCAAGUACUGCAAGGGCAAGGGAGUGGCCGGAGGAGCGGACUCCUCGGGCGCCCAGCAGCCGGCACAGCCGACGAAUUAUCGCUGCGGCAUCAAGACCUGCCGCAAGUGCACACAGUUCACCUAUUAUGUGCGGCAGAAACAACAGUGCCUCUGGGAUGAAUGACGACGCGGCGAGCUGCAGCUGAUGCAGAUGCAGAUGCGCUGCGCCAGGCGGCGGAAUGGGAGCGAGGAUGAGGCCAGUGCCACCUGCCCGGGUGGUGAAACCAGAGGAGGAGCAGUAGCAGCAGCAACGACAGCGACAAUAACUGGGAGGAGGGAUGGCAAGGAUACGACGGCAACAACGACGACCAACAAAUUACGCCAACUGCUUUUGUUGGUCCAGCAGCAGAUGCCUUUUGCUCUGUGGAGUUUUCCGGUCCAUCACAUUUCCCAGUCCCACAGCCACUCGUCCUCCCAAUCCCAGCAUAAGCCCAGCCAGCAGCAGCAGCGGCAUCAGCAUCAUUCUCAGGUUGCCCCCACCUCGCACCACCCGUCAUCAUCGCCAGCUUCGCCAUCAUCAUCAUCCGCAAUGGCCGCCAUCGUUGCGUGAUAAUGAACACUCGAAAUACCCAACCUCCCCAAGCCCCAACUACACGUCCAGGAAAAAACAGAGUGUUGACACUUUUUCCGCUCACGAUUCAAGAUUCUGGACGCCGUCAUUUGACUGUAAGCCACUGAGGUGGAGGGUGCACCAUCAUCACAUCAGAAAAAAAGGAGUAAAGCGAAAUAAAUGUAAAAAUGUGCUUCUGUAUACUAUGUAUAUAAUAUGUAUAUUUAACGAUGA
Drosophila biarmipes is the source of this 1817-nucleotide messenger RNA. It is a transcript of the gene oaf, whose product is annotated as out at first protein. NCBI's taxonomy places the organism in Eukaryota, Metazoa, Arthropoda, Insecta, Diptera, Drosophilidae. The transcript is spliced from 4 exons. The record is from RefSeq and is a predicted model, not a curated record.